AGUAUCUUUUUUAAAAAUAGUAUCUAAAUCUCUUAAAAAAAUUAACUAAAAUGAGGAAAAAUACUGAAAGUUUACAAAACAGAGAUCUGGCAAAACUAGACGGUACAAGUUGGACAAAAUGGACAAUUCGGUCAAAAAGGACAAACAUAAGACAAUGGAAAAGAUAGAAAAGGAGCCUGAGAAGUCUAAUGAAUAUCUGAGAAGGCAAGGUAAGGUGGAUGAGGAUGAGACCUGGAGAAUUAGCUGUGGUUCAGACGACCAGAUUCUUCCACUUCAGAACGCUGAACUUCAAGAACCAAGAAAACUAGGUUCAGGUUUAGGUUCAGCUUCAAGAUCAGAAUCAGGUUCAGGUUCAAGAUCAGGGUCAGGUUCGGGAUCGGGAUCAGGAUCGGGUUCGGGAUUAAGAGAUUUAAGAGAAAAGCGACAAAAAGAGCUUUUACAUCAGCUAGAAAUCCUCCUUCAUCAAGCUAAUCUCAGGACUAGGGAAGAGAUUUUUGAGUUCAUAGAAUACGAACUGAAUAGAGCCAUCAGGACUAGAACUCAUAACAGGCUAGCUUACAGCGGGUCUACUGAUACAAACCUCCACAUUGGACAUAGCAAAGUGUCGGAAAGACUGGUUCAGAUGGGUACUGACUACACUCCAACUCUUCCUGUUAGAAACUCACAGUCGGGGCUCAUUGAAUUCCCAGAACAGUUGGGACAUCAACAGUAUUCAGAACAGUUGGUGCAUCAACAGUAUUCAGAACAGUUGGGGCAUCAACAGUAUUCAGAACAGUUGGGGCACCAGCAGUAUUCAGAACAGCCAGGACAUCCCCUUAACUCAGAUGAACAAGGGCAUCUAAAACUUCCAUUGUCGGGAAAGGGAAGUCUUGUUGAUCAGUCCGGAGGAUUUUCUUCACAUUUGGGGCAGCGAGAUAUUUCACAGAGUCAUUCCGGACUUUCCGUUCAACAUUUAACCAGGACACGUUCUAGUUUACCUGGCCCUAGUUCCUCCAGUUUCCACCAUUCUUCUCCAGGUCUUGGUCAUUCUACCCCUCGAUACUAUCAUCAUACCUACUCAUCCAACAACCUGGAUACUCAUCCAAACCAUAAUAAUCCCACAAAUUUUCAUCCAAAAGCUCAUUCUAAAUCAAUUCCAACUCACCAAUUUGAUGAAACGGACUUUAAUUCUCAAACUUCUCUCAGUACUCCUAAAAAGAUGUUGUAUAAUGAUGGAUCUACUGGUCUUCUACCCCGUCGAUAUCUCCAGGAUAGAAAAGGACGGAAUAGUUCCUAUGGAGACUACAGUGUUUAUGGAUGACGGAAUGGCAGACGGAAUUGAUGUUUGUGCCAUACUGUAAACGUGUUGUCAUAUCGAACAAAGUUAAAAUAAGAUAUCGUAUAUAUCAUCAUUUAAAAAAUUUGAAUAUUAUUUUCAAAUUGUUAGGUAAAAAACAGUCCAAUUUUAAUCACAUGAAAGCUUUUUUUGCUAUUUUAAUAUCCAAAAAAAUGUUUAUCUGUAAAAAAAAUAUCACAAUAAAAAUGUGUUAAAAUAUAAAUAUGUAUACUCUUGAUAUGAUUUGGUUAGUACACUGCAUUUGUGAGGGUUCCAAACUGACCUUCUGUAGGAGUAUUUCUGAUUUUAAAAGACAUUGUAACCAGCUUGUGGGAUAAUAUAAAAUUUGGCUCUUGAUAAAAAAAUUGUUCAUAUGCAUACGCUUGUAUUAUAGGAUUGAGACAAUUAUAAAUAAAUUUUCAAAUUUCAAAUGAGUUAUGCUUAUGG
This is a messenger RNA of Eurytemora carolleeae, 1762 nucleotides long. RefSeq lists its product as uncharacterized. The record is from RefSeq and is a predicted model, not a curated record. The transcript is spliced from 10 exons. Bases 119 to 1300 code for a protein of 393 amino acids. NCBI's taxonomy places the organism in Eukaryota, Metazoa, Arthropoda, Copepoda, Calanoida, Temoridae.